AUGUGCAAUUCCUGGCUGCUACUCAUAAUUGCGCUCACUGUUGUCUGCCUGUGGAACUCGCAACAAACCGAAACAUCCAAAUCAUGCCCAGCCGAGUGCAUCUGCUUGUCCCAGACUCAAGUGCUGUGUAACACUGGCGGCUUGGAGCAAAUUCCACUUCGACAAUUGCCCACAACAGUGGAGAAUUUGGCGCUCACAAAAAACAACUUCCCCAUCAUCAAGCCGGACUCGUUCGCCGGCCUGAGAGCUCUCAAGAAACUAUCGCUGGAUGGCAAUAAUAUAACGCGCAUCAAGCAGUUUGCCUUCCGAGGCCUGCCACGCCUCAAGGAGCUCUCCAUACAGUAUACACCGCUGCAGACAGUGGCGCAGUUUGCGUUUGCGGGUCUCCAAAAUCUUUCGACCAUACUGCUCAGCCACAACCAGAUCCAGCGCAUCGAGGGUAAUGCCUUUGCGGGCACCUCCAACGUAAAGCUUAUAUUGCUGACGAACAAUCCGUUGAUACGCAUCGAUAGCUCGGCCUUCUCCAGUCUCACCAAUGUCGGUCAUCUCAUAUUGCCCUCUGGGAUACGCACGAUCGAGCAGGAUGCCUUCUUUGGCAUGGAUGCGGUCGGCUUGCUGAAGCUGGCCUACAUGGACCUCAAGGAGAUCUCGCCGUUCACCUUUCGCGGCCUUUCCAAUGUCCUGCUGCUGACACUGCAGGAGUCCGACUUGGGCAUCAUCUGUGCCGAUGCCUUCACGGGUCUAACCCAGGUGGAGACGCUACAGAUACUCAACAACAAGAUCGACUCCAUUGAGGAGCUCAACUUCACCAACACAGCGGCCAUCAAACAUCUCAAGUUCCACGGCAAUCAUGUGCUCGAGACCCCAGAUCCUAAUGCCAUCAUUGUUGAUGGCGUCGAUCAUCUCCAGCUGCUGAACAACCACUUCCCCUGUGGCUGCCACAUCCACACCCUGCUGGACGGGCCGUUGGCCGAAGGCGCCCACAAUCUGAGCGAGUUCCUCCAACGGAAUUAUUGCAUCUCGCCGCUCGAGGUGAAUGGUCGGGUGAUGAGCGAGCUGGACAUAGAUACGAUCGGUCGCUGCUCGGAUCAGCUAACGAAGGGCAACCUCGGCUCCUCCGCGGCCACACUGGCCCUGGGCGUCAACGCCAUGCUCCUCAUCGCCGUCGCCAGCUGUGCAGAGUGGCGUUAUGUGCGUCUGUUGGGUGUACGUCUCGCCCAGCUCUUGGGCCAUGUAGCAUGGCGACGUCGUCGGAAACGCCGUCGACGCGACUCCCAUCUAAUCACACACUAA
Messenger RNA from Scaptodrosophila lebanonensis, 1293 nucleotides. RefSeq names its product chondroadherin. Lineage: Eukaryota; Metazoa; Arthropoda; Insecta; Diptera; Drosophilidae. The record is from RefSeq and is a predicted model, not a curated record. The transcript is spliced from 2 exons. Gene Ontology annotation, cellular component: plasma membrane. The coding region runs from base 1 to 1293 and encodes 430 amino acids. Gene Ontology annotation, molecular function: protein binding.